UAAAGUUUUUUUUAUAUUGCUUUUUUCACAAAACAAUGAAAAUCUUGCACGUUCAACUAACAUAGCUCGAUUAGCUCGGCUAUAUUAUCAUGAACUGUUCGGAGUGUACUAGUUCCGAUUCUGACCACUGGUAGCGUGACCGCUAAUAUAGCGCGUGACAUGCAUAAUCCCUUAACGCUAUCAUUAAACGGUCUUUAACGUUCCGCGUCAUUCGUUUCUCGAAAAAUCUAUUUAGUUUUUACAGUAAUCAAUGCACACUAGUGCACUACUCACUCCGAACUUCGAUUGUCUUUUUGACAUUGCGUCCUUGCUGUGAUGAAAAUCUGCAAUAUUGUAAAUUUCCAGUUGAUAUCGUUUGCGUCUUUUUGAUCGAGUCAAUCUCGGAGUUAUCCGACUGCAUUUAUUGAUUCCGCUCAACUCGAUAUAUAUUAAUAUACUACCACCACUUUUCUAGAAUAUACAUUAUCAAACACCACCAAAUCUUCAAUUGUCGAUACGUGGUUAAUUCAUUUGAUAACAUAAUGGAAGAAAAUUUCAAUUUCAACAUAGGUGACAGUGUGUUAGUUUACUGUAAUAGUUUGCUGUAUGAAGGUAUAUGUAUGAAACGGGGCAAGACCGAGUUUGGAUACAAGCAAUACUUUAUUCAUUACAAAGGAUGGAACAAGCAUUGGGAUGAAUGGGUACAUGAAGUUGAACUAUUAGAAAUGAAUGCCAUUAAUUAUGGUCACAAACAGAGAUUACAGGAGAAAUAUGAUGAAAAAAAAAAAGAACUCAAGGAAAUAAAAAAUAAAAAAAAAAUUGUAAAAACUAAUAAAAAGAUUAAUGAGUCUUCGAUGAAAAAAAGAGGCCGACCAAAGAAAGCAGUUGGUAUAUCUAAUAGUAUCACUAUUGAUGAAAAUGUCAAGGACAAAAAUCAGUUUCAAAAUAAUGACGUAAUUAGAAGAAGUACUGCUAAUACUAGUACUAUGAGAAGCGGCAUUGAAACAACAAACAAAACUAAAAACCUUAAAAUUCAGUCAUCAAAAAUACAAUUACAGUAGAACCUCGAUUAGUAUUGAGAACGUUAAUAUAUUUGAUAAUCAAAAUAGGUUUAUUAUACUAAAAUAAUAAAAUAUUUAUUGUAUUAUAAAUUAAUGAUUUUAAAGUACAUAUGUUAUAUAUAGUUAAUAAUGCGUAUUUAGUUGUAUUUCUUUUUAGUUGGUUAUUUACUAGUUAAUGCGUAUUGGGGGUAAUACUGUGGAUGCCGCUUAUAAGACACUUUGGGACCAGCACAAAGUGAGUCUUAUAACUGGAUGAAUCUUAUAGACGAA
Rhopalosiphum padi (bird cherry-oat aphid) is the source of this 1310-nucleotide messenger RNA. Its product is annotated as nuA4 complex subunit EAF3 homolog. NCBI's taxonomy places the organism in Eukaryota, Metazoa, Arthropoda, Insecta, Hemiptera, Aphididae. The record is from RefSeq and is a predicted model, not a curated record. Gene Ontology annotation, biological process: chromatin organization; regulation of DNA-templated transcription. The transcript has 5 exons. Gene Ontology annotation, cellular component: NuA4 histone acetyltransferase complex; nucleus. Bases 522 to 1040 code for a protein of 172 amino acids.